AGGAGCGCUCCCCUAAGGGAGCGGAGGGACGCCGGGCUCCCUACACCUGCGGGAUCCCGCUGGACGCGCGCCAGGCACGCUCCUCCCGGGACCCGGGCGCCACGUGGAGCGCGGGGCUUCUCGGAGGGCGUCUACGCCGCCGGCGUGGCUCGGGCCGGCCCCUCGCCCACGUCAACAGCGGAGGCCCCGCGGCCCCGCUCCUCCCGCGCCGCUGACGUAACGUCCUCCAGGGGACGUGGACGGAAGAAAAGGGAGCGCGGCGGCGCCUGCACCAGCCCGGCGUGCGUGCGUGCGGGCGGCGGGGCCCGCGGCCAGGCAGAUACUUUGGUCAGUGACUACGCGUCAGCAUGUUGAGUCAAGUGUGCCGCUCUGGGUUCCAGCCCUUCAGCCGACGCCUCCUGUCCUGGGCCCAGUCCACGGCUGUCUCCAGAUCAUGUAUGUACCACAGGAAACUUAGAAGCCGUGUCCAGCCCUCAGGCAUCAGGCACGUGCGUUCCUGGAGCAACAUCCCCUUCAUCACCGUUCCCCUCAGCCGUACACACGGCAAGUCCUUUGCCCACCGCAGCGAGCUGAAGCAUGCCAAGAGGAUCGUGGUGAAGCUCGGGAGUGCCGUGGUGACCCGAGGGGACGAGUGCGGCCUGGCACUGGGGCGCCUGGCGUCUAUUGUUGAGCAGGUGUCGGUGCUGCAGAAUCAGGGCCGAGAGAUGAUGCUGGUGACCAGUGGAGCCGUGGCCUUCGGCAAGCAGCGCUUGCGCCAUGAGAUCCUGCUGUCUCAGAGCGUGCGGCAAGCCCUGCACUCGGGGCAGAACCAGCUGAAGGAGAUGGCCAUCCCUGUCUUGGAGGCCCGAGCCUGUGCGGCCGCCGGACAGAGCGGGCUGAUGGCCUUGUAUGAAGCCAUGUUCACCCAGUACAGCAUCUGUGCUGCCCAGAUUCUGGUGACCAACCUGGAUUUCCACGAUGAGCAGAAGCGCCGGAACCUCAACGGGACACUUCAUGAGCUCCUCCGAAUGAACAUCGUCCCCAUCGUCAACACGAACGACGCUGUCGUCCCCCCAGCGGAGCCCAACAGUGACCUGCAGGGGGUAAACGUCAUUAGUGUUAAGGACAAUGACAGCCUGGCUGCCCGGUUGGCCGUGGAAAUGAAAACCGACCUCCUGAUUGUUCUUUCAGAUGUAGAAGGGCUCUUUGACAGCCCCCCGGGGUCCGAUGAUGCCAAGCUCAUUGAUACAUUUUAUCCCGGAGACCAGCAGUCUGUGACGUUUGGAACCAAGUCGAGAGUGGGAAUGGGGGGCAUGGAAGCCAAGGUGAAAGCAGCCCUCUGGGCUUUGCAAGGUGGCACCUCUGUUGUUAUUGCCAAUGGAACCCACCCAAAGGUGUCUGGGCAUGUCAUCACAGACAUUGUGGAAGGAAAGAAAGUUGGCACCUUCUUUUCAGAAGUAAAGCCUGCAGGCCCUACCGUCGAGCAGCAGGGGGAAAUGGCUCGAUCUGGAGGAAGGACAUUGGCCACUUUGGAACCCGAGCAGAGAGCAGAAAUUAUCCAUCACCUGGCCGACCUGCUGACAGACCAGCGCGAUGAGAUCCUGUUGGCCAACAAAAAAGACUUGGAGGAGGCAGAAGGGAGACUGGCUGCGCCCCUGCUGAAGCGCCUGAGCCUGUCCACGUCCAAGCUGAACAGCCUGGCCAUUGGCCUGCGGCAGAUCGCAGCCUCCUCACAGGACAGCGUGGGGCGUGUUCUGCGCCGCACCCGGAUUGCCAAAAACCUGGAGCUGGAGCAAGUGACGGUCCCGAUUGGAGUCCUCCUGGUCAUCUUCGAAUCCCGCCCUGACUGUCUGCCUCAGGUGGCGGCCUUGGCUAUCGCGAGUGGUAAUGGCUUGUUACUCAAAGGAGGCAAGGAGGCUGCACACAGCAACCGGAUUCUUCACCUCCUGACCCAGGAGGCCCUCUCGAUCCAUGGAGUCAAGGAGGCCGUGCAACUGGUGAACACCAGAGAAGAAGUUGAAGAUCUCUGCCGCCUAGACAGAAUGAUAGAUCUGAUCAUCCCACGCGGCUCUUCCCAGCUGGUCAGAGACAUCCAGAAAGCGGCUAAGGGCAUCCCAGUGAUGGGGCACAGUGAAGGCAUCUGCCACAUGUACGUGGACUCGGAGGCCAGUGUUGAUAAGGUCACCAGGCUAGUCAGAGACUCCAAAUGUGAAUAUCCUGCGGCCUGUAAUGCUUUGGAGACUUUGUUAAUCCACCGAGAUCUGCUGAGGACGCCGUUGUUUGACCAGAUCAUUGAUAUGCUGAGAGUGGAACAGGUGAAAAUUCACGCGGGCCCCAAGUUUGCCUCCUAUCUGACCUUCAGCCCCUCUGAAGUGAAGUCGCUCCGAACCGAGUACGGCGACCUGGAGCUGUGCAUUGAGGUGGUGGACAGCGUCCAGGAGGCCAUCGACCACAUCCACAAGUACGGCAGCUCCCACACGGACGUCAUUGUCACCGAGAACGAGAAGACAGCGGAGUUCUUCCUCCAGCACGUGGACAGUGCCUGCGUGUUCUGGAACGCCAGCAGUCGCUUCUCUGACGGCUACCGUUUUGGCCUGGGAGCUGAAGUGGGAAUCAGCACCUCGCGGAUCCACGCCCGGGGACCGGUAGGACUUGAGGGGCUGCUCACGACCAAGUGGCUGCUCCGAGGCCAGGACCAUGUGGUCUCAGAUUUCUCAGAGCACGGAAGUUUGAAAUACCUUCACGAGAACCUCCCAGUUCCGCAGAGGACCACCAACUGAAAGAGCCCGGGAGACCUGGAGCGUCCCCAGAGGUCUGCACGGCGAGAUGCGUCUUAGGAAGCUCCGGGCAGAGCCAGAUCUCGUCUCCCAGUUCCUGGAUCGGCCCGCGGCCCGUGCUUCUUGGCUCAAUUUGGCAACAUUGGGUUUGGCUAACGUGCGAAUUGCAGCUCGCCCUUUUUCUUUUUUUAGUAAGAGAAUGAUCUCUAUGGGCAAUGACCUCCCUUUGCCAGUCCUGUCCUCUUCAGUGACAGAAACAGAAAGGCGCCCAUGAAGACCAGGAGCGGUCACGCUGGGCGUCGGCGGGGCCUGGGGUCAGGCACUGCGACCAAGUCUUCUCACAUCCCGUGUCCGCUCACUCGAGUCAUCUUCGAAAAGGAAAGGUUUGCAUUCAGAGGAGGGCAGCCCUCUUUAGCAUUCUCAUCAGAAGUAGUCACAGCGCUGGCCUGCAUCGUUCCCGCGGGGAGGACGGAGCUCUUGGGUUUAUCUGGGGAGUAAAUAAAUAAGCAUCGCAGACGCCGCAGCCUUCCGAUCUCAGGCGCCACGCAGUGUGGUGGGGCUGGGACCCGAGCUGCAGGCGGGGGCUGCGAGUCCCAGGAGGUUCCCCACCAAGCGGGAGGGAGAUCUACAGCUGUGUCCGAAAUUUUUAUAUGGGUUAUUUUGUCGUCUGAUCCUUCUCCAAAACAAAAAUUAGAAUAUUAUUUUAAUACUUUGGAUUCUUCUCCACUUUUUGAAAAAUAAAGUUCUUAUGAAAAGUC
Messenger RNA from Tupaia belangeri chinensis (Chinese tree shrew), 3514 nucleotides. It is a transcript of the gene ALDH18A1, whose product is annotated as aldehyde dehydrogenase 18 family member A1. NCBI's taxonomy places the organism in Eukaryota, Metazoa, Chordata, Mammalia, Scandentia, Tupaiidae. The transcript is spliced from 18 exons. The coding region runs from base 348 to 2759 and encodes 803 amino acids. Gene Ontology annotation, molecular function: ATP binding; glutamate-5-semialdehyde dehydrogenase (NADP+) activity; glutamate 5-kinase activity. The record is from RefSeq and is a predicted model, not a curated record. Gene Ontology annotation, cellular component: mitochondrion; cytoplasm.